ACUGCCCCCUCCCCCAAUUCUUCAGCCCCUUUCCUGCUGGUCUCCGAGGACCCCGUCCUAUUCCGACCUAUCUCGGCCCGCAGCCUCUGCGAAGCCGUCGGUGCCACUCCCUGCCCAUGUGGGCCCCUGCGGGCUACCCACGCCUGUACCCCAGCUCCCCGUUCCUCUGGGCUUUCCCCUCGCUGAGGGUGGCUUUCUGAGCCUUCCGCUCCGUGCCCUUCUCUGCGGCCUCUCCUGCCACUCGGGGCCCCCGUUCCCCCUCCCGGCAGCGGGGGGCUGCCCCGGGGGGCUGGCGGAGCUGGGCCGCGGGGGCCCCAGGGCCGGCGGUGCCGGGGUCAUCGGGAUGAUGCGGACGCAGUGUCUGCUGGGGCUGCGCACGUUCGUGGCCUUCGCCGCCAAGCUGUGGAGCUUCUUCAUUUACCUUUUGCGGAGGCAGAUCCGCACGGUAAUUCAGUACCAAACUGUUCGAUAUGAUAUCCUUCCCUUAUCUCCUGUGUCCCGGAAUCGGCUAGGCCAGGUGAAAAGGAAGAUCCUGGUGCUGGAUCUGGAUGAGACACUUAUUCACUCCCAUCACGAUGGGGUCCUGAGGCCCACCGUCCGGCCUGGAACACCUCCUGAUUUCAUCCUCAAGGUGGUAAUAGACAAACAUCCUGUCCGGUUUUUUGUACAUAAGAGGCCCCAUGUGGAUUUCUUCUUAGAAGUGGUGAGCCAGUGGUACGAGCUGGUAGUGUUCACAGCAAGCAUGGAGAUUUAUGGCUCUGCUGUGGCAGAUAAACUGGACAAUAGCAGAAGCAUUCUCAAGAGGAGAUACUAUAGACAGCACUGCACUUUGGAAUUGGGCAGCUACAUCAAGGACCUCUCUGUGGUCCACAGUGACCUCUCCAGCAUUGUGAUCCUGGAUAACUCCCCAGGGGCUUACAGGAGCCAUCCAGACAAUGCCAUCCCCAUCAAAUCCUGGUUCAGUGACCCCAGCGACACCGCCCUUCUCAACCUGCUUCCAAUGCUGGAUGCCCUCAGGUUCACCGCUGAUGUUCGUUCUGUGCUGAGCCGAAACCUUCACCAACAUAGGCUCUGGUGACAGCUGCUACCCCUCCACCUGAGUUGGGGUGGGGGGGAAAGGGAGGGUGAGCCCUCAGGAUGCCGUCUGAUGCCCUGUCCAAUGGUGAGGACUGCCUGGGCAGGGUCUGCCCCUCCCUACCCUCUCUGCCCUGGGAGCCCUGCACUCUGUAUGGAGUCUGGAUGGACACAUGGGCCAGACUCUGAAGCAGCCUCACUCUAACUUCGUGUUCAAACUCCUUGGAAACCCCAGACUGAGACAUAAGCGGAGGCCUAAGAGAGCCGAAACAGUGUCUGUUGGUGGAGAGACAGGACUGGCCAGAGUGAGAGACAUUCGGUAAUCCAGGAGGCUCAGAGAGCAGCCAAGCCAGCUUUGUUGUGAUUUGAUUUUUUAAAAACUCUUGUAUAAAACUGAUCUAAUUCUUCACUCCAAGGGCUGGGCUGUGGGUGGGAAAUUGGGAUUUGGGCCACUGAAUUUUCCCUAAACUUGUCCUCCCCUUACUUUUCCCUCUGUUUUCCCUUUUUCCUAGAUUUCCUCAGACCUGUAACCAGCUUUCUUUUUUUUUUUUCUUUUCUUCUCUUUUAAACCAUGCAUUAUAACUUUGAAACCAAA
Hipposideros armiger (great roundleaf bat) is the source of this 1669-nucleotide messenger RNA. It is a transcript of the gene CTDNEP1, whose product is annotated as CTD nuclear envelope phosphatase 1. The transcript has 8 exons. Gene Ontology annotation, molecular function: phosphatase activity. The coding region runs from base 344 to 1078 and encodes 244 amino acids. NCBI's taxonomy places the organism in Eukaryota, Metazoa, Chordata, Mammalia, Chiroptera, Hipposideridae. The record is from RefSeq and is a predicted model, not a curated record.